This is a messenger RNA of Linnemannia hyalina, 333 nucleotides long. Lineage: Eukaryota; Fungi; Mortierellomycota; Mortierellomycetes; Mortierellales; Mortierellaceae. The record is from the annotation of a GenBank genome assembly.
AUGCGUAAGUCUCUCCUUGUCCCUGAGAAAGGCCAAUUCCAGCACAUUCUUCGUGUCCUUAACACGAACGUGGAGGGCAAGACCAAGAUCAUGUUCGCCAUGACCAACAUCAAAGGUGUCGGUCGUCGUUAUGCCAACUUGGUCUGCAAGAAGGCUGAUAUCGACUUGAAGAAGAGGUGCGUUCAAGGAACACAGAACGCAAAAAGACAGAGGAACAGGAGGAGCAACUUUGGUAGUUACCAGCAACCAACAGGAUCUCUUCUGGACUGCAGCCAAGCGCUGAUGUCGCAAGAGUAUUUUAUUCUUCAGUUGGGACAACUCAUUAGCGCUUGA